This is a messenger RNA of Drosophila serrata, 1493 nucleotides long. RefSeq lists its product as uncharacterized. The record is from RefSeq and is a predicted model, not a curated record. NCBI's taxonomy places the organism in Eukaryota, Metazoa, Arthropoda, Insecta, Diptera, Drosophilidae.
GCUGCCAAAGUUGCGGCUAGUUGCGAAUACCGUGUUUUCCGAACCGCUUUCGAGUCUCUAAAUUCUGUUUUUUUUCCGUGACUCUUUAUCUCUGUGUGUAAAUUAAGCCAGCAGCGAGGAUACUCUACCAUGUCUUUCCUGGGCAACACAUCCGAUCUUGAGUGCGAAAAGAAUGAGUUCCCAAGGCCACGUGCCACGGGCAUCGUUACCAAGGUGGCCGCACACAAGCUCUCCUCGGAGCCCAAGUGGGCUGAUAAACGGGAAGAUGACUCGGACUCGGAGGUCUCGUCGCCGGAUAACUUUCUCACUAAAGGCGCCUUUCUAUUGACUCCCUCCUACGAGCUGUCCAUGGAGCGGGCUGCACUCAUCUGCGAGAAGAUGAGCUUCAAGGGAUGCUUCAGCUUGACCAAAACCGCUACAGGCAUUCUGUUUAAAUUCUCACAUCCAGAUGACUAUCAGGCGGUGUUCAAGAAGGGUUUCCACAAGGUCACCGGUGCACGUUUCUAUCGCAAGAUCGCCAUACCUUGUCGGCCGCGCAAGACCUUCACGCUUUACGUGCUGGAUGUGCCGGAGGAUCUGCCCGUGGAGGACAUCAGACAUGCCAUGUACAAGUUCGAUUCGGUGGUGGAGGUGGUGCGCCUGCAUAUCUAUUCGAGCCUAGCCAGCAACGCCGCCGCCUCCGCUGCCUCGGUCGGCGCCAGCUCCGCCGCCGGCGUCGACAAGGUCGAAGGUGAGCAGAUUCAGCUGCUCCAUACGCCGACGCAGACCCUGCGCAGAGCGGCGCUACGAAGCACCUCCAAGAGCGUGGGCUCCGUGGUGGGCGAUGCCAUCGAGAAAGUCGAGCGUCCGGAGCGUAGGGAACUGCCACCGGCCGUUAUUCGUAUUACAUUGGCCUCCAUGGAUGAGUACAAUGUGCUGCUCCAGAAUGGACUCAACUUCUAUGAUGCCACGUUCUUUCCCACUGAUGCCAACAUAUCGCUGAAGGGUGCCAAGAUUGAUUACAAGCGCAGAAUGCUCGAUGGCUCGAUACCCGGACGGGUGCGGGAGCUGCUGCCCGUGUUUGAUGCGGCUGGCUUCUGCAAGCUGCCGCCGCCCACCAGCAAGCUAAUUAAGCCGCCGAGGUCAUAGAUCCCGCUCCAGACUUGAUGCCAUGCCAUGCGACGAUGACGACGACAACGCGUUCCGGCCAGGUAGACAUACCCAGAUGCGAAGUCCGGGCCCUCACCCCGCCUCCUGACGACCAACCACCAACCAACCACUCCGCCCGCCCGCGAGUUCUACCCAUUCUAAUACACUCAACUUUACCGUAUACGUAAUGCUGUAUACGUACACGUAAUGCUGUUUUCCGUUCUGCGAUUCCAGCGAUCCGAUAAUAAUUCCCCUUUUGGCUACCAUCUUUCCUAUCUCUCUGUCUGUCUGUCUGUUUGUCUGCCUCCCCAGUGAACUCUUCAACCUUUUCGUUUAUUUUUUUUUAUCUAUCGCUAGUUUUAUUA